AGAUUUGGGCAGAGCCAUGUUCUAUCUGCAAAAGAAGCCUGAAACUGAAACCAAAACCUUGUUAUCGUUGUUGUUUUUGACUGUGAAAUAUUGGAAUGAAUCGCGUGUUGCUUCCCAAACAUGUUGCCGCUGUUGUGAAAGUACAAAAGGAUCCUCUAAAAGCGUUGGAGAUGUUCAACUCAUCGAAAAACGAAGAAGGUUUCAAGCACACAUUAUUCACAUACAAGUGCAUGCUUCAAAAGCUUGGCUUCCAUGGUGAGUUCAACAAAAUGGAGAAUUUGCUUUCAGAAAUGAGAGCAAAUUUAGAUAACACAUUGUUAGAAGGAGUUUACGUUGAAGCCAUGAGAUUCUACGGAAGAAAAGGAAAAGUUCAGGAAGCUGUUGAUAUAUUCGAACGCAUGGAUUUAUACAACUGCGAUCCAUCUGUUUAUUCCUACAAUGCCAUUAUGAACAUUUUGGUUGAAUAUGGUUACUUUAACCAAGCUCAUAAGCUUUACAUGAGGAUGAAAGAUAAAAGGGUUGAAUCAGAUGUGUACACCUACACUAUAAGGAUUAAGUCCUUCUGUAGGACACGUAGGCCUUAUGCUGCUCUUAAACUCCUUCGUAAUAUGCCUUUGCUUGGUUGUUUUUCCAAUGCUGUUGCUUAUUGUACUGUGGUUGCAGGGUUUUAUGAUUUUGAUGAUAAAGUUUAUGCACGUGAGUUGUUUGAUGAAAUGCUUGAUUGUUCGUUGUGUCCUGAUGUUACCACUUUUAAUAAGCUUGUCCAUAUGUUGUGUAAGAAAGGUCUUGUUUUGGAAAGUGAGAAGCUUCUUAACAAGGUUUUGAAGAGAGGGGUUUGUCCCAAUUUGUUUACAUUUAAUAUUUUUAUACAAGGGCUUUGUAAGGAAGGUGCUGUUGAUAGGGCUGUUAGGUUGUUGGGUUGUGUGGCAAGGGAAGGUUUGAGGCCUGAUGUUGUUACCUAUAAUACAGUUAUAUGUGGAUUGUGUAAGAAUUCUCGUGUCGAUGAAGCUGAGAAAUGCUUGCAUAAAAUGAUUAAUGGUGGAUUUGAGCCUAAUGAUUUCACUUAUAAUAGUAUUAUUGAUGGAUACUGCAAGAAAGGGAUGGUAGUGGAUGCAAAUAGGAUUCUGAAAGAUGCGGUUUUUAAGGGUUUUAAGCCUGAUGAGUUUACCUAUUGUUCUUUAAUUAAUGGUUUUUGCCAGGAUGGUGACCCUGAUCAGGCCGUGGCUAUCUUUAAGGAUGGUCUAGGAAAAGGUUUAAGGCCAAACAUUAUUGUUUACAAUACAUUGAUUAAAGGGUUAUGUCAACAAGGUCUUAUUUUGCCGGCUUUGCAAUUGAUGAAUGAGAUGGCAGAAAAUGGCUGUCACCCUGAUAUAUGGUCUUAUAAUGUAGUCAUUAAUGGCUUGUGCAAGAUGGGUUGUUUAUCUGAUGCUAAUCAUCUUAUAGAAGACGCUAUAGCCAAAGGGUGCCUCCCAGACAUAUUUACCUACAACACUUUGGUUGAUGGCUAUUGCAAGCAGUUGAAGUUAGACAGUGCAAUUGAGUUGGUAAAUAGAAUGUGGAGUCAAGGUAUGACUCCUGAUGUUAUCACAUACAAUACUUUGUUGAAUGGGCUCUGCAAGGCUGCAAAGUCCGAAGAAGUAAUGGAGAUCUUCAAGGCAAUGGCAGAGAAGGGAUGUGCUCCAAACAUAAUUACAUACAACAUUAUCAUAGAAAGCCUUUGCAAAUCUAAGAAUGUAAAUGAAGCUGUAGAUUUGCUUGGGGAAAUGAAAAGCAAAGGCUUGACACCUGAUGUUGUUAGUUUUGGGACAUUGAUCUCCGGGUUCUGCAAGAUUGGUGAUCUUGAUGGUGCUUAUGGGUUAUUUCGGCGGAUGGAAAAACAAUAUGAUGUUUGUCAUACAACAGCAACCUAUAACAUCAUAGUUAGUGCAUUUUCUGAACAGCUCAAUAUGAACAUGGCAGUGAGACUCUUUUCUGAGAUGAAGAAAAAUGGCUGCGACCCAGACAACUAUACUUACCGGGUCAUAAUUGAUGGGUUUUGCAAAAUGGGAAAUGUUGCUCGCGGAUGCAAUUUUCUAUUGGAAAAUAUUGAAAAGGCAUUUAUUCCGUCACUGACAACAUUUGGGCGGGUUUUAAAUUGUCUUUGCGUGGAGCACAAGGUUCAAGAAGCAGUUGGUAUCAUCCACCUUAUGGUACAAAAGGACAUUGUCCCAGAUACUGUAAAUACAAUUUUUGAAGCUGAUAAAAAGGUGGUAGCAGCACCUAAGAUUGUUGUUGAAAAUUUGUUGAAAAAGGGUCAUAUAACUUAUCAUGCCUAUGAACUACUAUAUGAUGGUAUUAGAGAUAAAAAGAUACUUAAGAAAAGACAACCAAACUUGAAUUCUCUUCGCCGUGAGACUAGGUCAUCUGCUGUUGAUUAGAAUAUACCAUCUUCAGAAAAUGAGGAUUCCUGAAACUUUCAACUUCCCACGAUGUUUGGAGCUUCUGAUAGACACCUACCGCAUGGCAUUUGAACAUGAAGAAUUUUUUGUCAGCUGUAGGCUUAUCAAAUGGAAGUCGUCCAGCCUAUCAACUGCAGACAAAGGUGUGCAAGUUGCAAUUGACAGUCACAAUGGUACGUGUGAAAAACGAGGAAGAAUGACGCGCCACACAUACUUAAGUCUUCACACAUAAGAAAGACAGAUAGGUUUACUCCCCCAUACAGAAUUCAAAAUGCUUUUUCUUCAGGGAAAUCCGACCAAAUUCGCAUCAUCUUGAUAUCAAAAUGAUACUGCUAUAAGCUAUGAAGACGUGGCUCUUUCUGUUUAAUUGAAAAUGGUAGAAACUCAUGUAUGUAUACACUAGAGAAAUGGAUAACCAUGAAAGAGAGAAACAAAAGCAACUUGUCUUAGUUUAGGGCCUGAUAAAUCAGCAGGA
Cicer arietinum (chickpea) is the source of this 2913-nucleotide messenger RNA. RefSeq lists its product as uncharacterized. Gene Ontology annotation, molecular function: mRNA binding; protein binding. Lineage: Eukaryota; Viridiplantae; Streptophyta; Magnoliopsida; Fabales; Fabaceae. The record is from RefSeq and is a predicted model, not a curated record.